Molecule: messenger RNA, 3740 nt
Organism: Homalodisca vitripennis (glassy-winged sharpshooter)
Lineage: Eukaryota; Metazoa; Arthropoda; Insecta; Hemiptera; Cicadellidae
Product: protein OPI10 homolog
Biological process (GO): protein import into nucleus
Cellular component (GO): cytosol; nucleus
Molecular function (GO): Hsp70 protein binding; nuclear import signal receptor activity
Source: RefSeq, a predicted model, not a curated record
UGUUUGGCAUAGUGGAAGUGGAAUCGUUAGAUUCGUUACUGUUGAUUCUUAUUCUUAUUGAAGAGUUGUUGGACGAAGUGUUCAGUCUGAAAGUGCCUUUUCUUGUGCUAGAUUAAUUUUAAAUUAUUCGAACUUUAGAGUGAUAUCAUCUAAGAUGUUCGGAAUAAUCGUCAGUGGACGUAUGGUCCAAACCAAUUUUCAGCAGAUUGCGGAGAGACAGUUUGUGUCUGUAGUAAGUGAUGCAGACAAUGUAAACCACAUAGUGAUCUUCAUGACUGGUCAGAUUCUCUUCCCGGACGGGUUUGCAGGACUAAUUUACUUCAGUUGGCCCGACCCUGAUGCACCGCCCAACUGGCAAUUGCUGGGAUACAUAUCCAAUGACAAGCCUUCAGCAGUCUUCAAGAUAUCCGGGCUGAAGAAGAAGACAGAUUCGCAAGUGGGAUUCUUGCAAUUCAUACAGAGAGCGAUUUCGCAUGACGCCCAGAUUGGUAUAUCUGUGGAGUCAGUGGACGUGGUCCAACAGCAGAUUACGAUGUUGGAGGCCAGCAAGACCAACACGCAAACACAGUUCAUGGAGUUUUCUCAGAAGAUGCUCCAAAACUUCAUGAACUACGCUACAAGUUUCAUCACAACACAAGCACAGAUGGUGCCCAACCCAGCAGAAAGCUACAUCCCAGUGUCAGCCGUCCACAACUGGUACCAAAACUUCGAAAGAAGGCUAGCAAUGAAUCCUUACUUUUGGCAGUCAUGAAUAAGUACGUUAUGUUGUAUAUAGUCCUUCAUUUUUAACAUGGUUGGGUAGUUGCCGUUUCAUUUUAAUAUUGUGAGUUUUCCAUGUAUUGCCAUUGUGCCUACAGACUUAUGCACUUAAAACUAAUUUCUUGCACUUCUUUGGGUUAAUUGAAAUAUGUAAUUGUGAUUUUUUUGAAUAAAUGUGUAGUGUAAGUUUUAUAAUAAAAUGUAAGCAAUUACAGAACAAUAUUAACACACAGUGUUUGCUGAAACCGUGUCAUUUAUUACUUUGUGUAAUUGUAAUGUGUAAUUUACUUUACAGCUAACCAAGACUUUAGUAUGAAGACAGUCUGGCUAUUUGUUCCAAGUUCUGUAUUUACCCCAGUCUCAGCAUUCCUUUGAGAAAUAAUUUAUAAACACAGCAGAUUACAAUUACAAUGAAUAACUCACAUGCAUUACAACGAACCAAAUACUACAUUCUUUUAUUGUACCAUACUUGUACAUUUGUAGACUACAGAUAGCAAUUGUAUAGUUACUUUUUCAUAUUGAAAAGUUAUUAAAUAAUAUCGAUAGGUUAAAAAUUGAUGGAAAAAGUAACCAGUGCUUUCUGUUCCUUCUAUUAAAGUAUUACGUGUUUAAUAUAAAAUAUUUUAGAGUAGUAAUGCACAAGCUUUUGCAGUCAAGUUUCCUUUGAACAAAUUUUAAACUGACAAAGUAGCCAGAUACAAAAUAAAUCAAUCUUUGAAAUUUGUUUUGACUCUGACAUCAAUAGACCACUAGCCAAGAGCUAAUUUGCUCUGCAAAAGCACAAAACCUGUCUUUUCUGGAAAUCGAUAGAGGAAUUUUUCCUCAGAAAGAAAUUGCUUGUCAGCCACCUAAUUUUAGUUAGGGUCAAAAUGGAGGAUAUCGAAGGGUUAAAAUAUUAGACUAUAAUUUAUUUCUUAGAUUAGAUAUUAUCUAGGUUCUUACAAUUAGUCCAUCAGACACAUAAAUAUCAGUUACAUCUAACUAGAUAAAAGAGUCUUAAAAGCGCCACUAGAAGGUCCACAUAUGGUUGGUUGAUAAUGAUUUAAUAUUUAUUUACUGUCUGACGGUUGAUUCCUUUAAGUCUGUAAAGCUAAGAAAAAUGUGAUCUGAGAAAAAAAUUAUUUCAUAUUUUUUACCUUUUGACACUGUCUCAUUUUGACCUCAACCAAAAUUAGUGCGACUGGCAAUGGUUUUCUCUGUCAAGAAAAAUUUCUCUAGGGAGAUAAAGAAAAACCAGGAUGUUUGCUUACACGGAUCAAAUUGGCUCUCUGCAGGUGGAGUAUAAUAGCACUGUUGUUUUUUCUAGUGUUCAUUAUUGAUUAACACUAGAAAUCAACAUGGAAUUCAUUAUGGUGUUCUUAAGUGUAAUUUUUUUUGUUGAUGUAUGACUUCAAUCUCACAUAUCUAAAUAAUAGAAAUAAAAUGUACAAGAAACAUUUACAAAUAAAUAAAUUUACCUUCUUUUUAAAAUACCUGUAGUAAGUGACUAAAAAAUUGUCAUUGACCUAUAUUUUGGAAAACUGUAUCUUAGUAUUAUGUAGGCCAGAUUUGUCUCUAUAUUAGAUUGAAGUCUCAGUUUUAAAUGUUGUAAAUGAAUGUAGACUUUAGUAAUUGCGUUGUAUGUUUCUUGUUAAUUUUAUUAUCUAGACUUUCUAAUAUGUAAGUGAUAGUUUCACUUAACAAUUUCAAUAAUGAUUGAACGGAAGCAGGAACUGUGCUGGUAACUGCUCUCAUCCUCUAUUAGCCUAUCUUGGCCUUUUUUGGCCCAUAUAUGUAACUAUAGUUUGUGUGCCAUGAAGUUAGGUGUACCGAAGGCGAAAUGACAUUGUCAGAAAGAGGCGGAACAUUAACCUGAAAGAGCUACUGUUAACAGUUCGCUCUUUUAUGAAUAAUUUGAGCUGGCUUUUUUAUUUAUAGAACUAUCCAAGGUUCACACUAUUGUAGUAUAGAAAAUGUUUGUUUUUUGUAGUUUUAAGUGAAGAGUUUUUUAAGAGGGAUAUGUAUAUAUCUUGCAGAAAUGUAUAAUUAGUAAUAUAUAGAAAUAGGAAUUGUUCAAAAAUAUUUUAAAUGAACAAUACUUAAGAAUAAAAUGUAUAACUUUAAAGUAUACUUUUUUCUAUUUAUUAUAAAACUAAUGGGGUUGGUGAUUAUGUUCUGUUUUGGAUGUUACAUCUCGGGGAUUCCACGGUAAUGUAUAGAAAUCAGAAUAAAAAACAUGUAUUUCAUCAUUAAAUUACAAUUGACAAAUGUAUGCUAACAUUGUUAUUAAUAUCUUAGUUUAUUUAUUUUUAAUUUAACAAAGUGUAACCAACUUGUGCAUAACCCACUGUGUUGUAACGGGUGUUACGUGUACAGACUUAGAUACAUUUUCAAGGAUAAAAAAUACCUCUAAAUAAAUUAUUUAUGUAUGUAGCAUGUAAAUUAUUUUCAUCCAUCUCCAACUUUUCUUUUGACCGCUUCAGUCUGUUUUUUGUUGUGCCAUUACAUGGAAGAAAAUAAAUAAUUCAGUUGUAUUAACAACCAUCAAUGAAGUAUUUAAAAUUUAGAAAUAAGUAAAGUUGGAAUACUGAAUGUAUUGAAAUCAUUAUACACUAUAGUGUAUGAGAUUUGGAUGCUCAGGUUUAGUUUAUGGAAUCCCUGAUCUUCCUAUAAUGUAUAAUUCUCCACAUUUGGACCAGAACCAUUAAUCCCAUUACUAAUGUAUUUGUUUGUGCUAUUGAAUGUUAUCAAUACAAAUUCAGCCUUUAUUUAGAAUGUGGAUUUAAAAUAGUAUUGAAGAGACCAAAACCACAGUAAAAUAUGUAUGUUUAAUGUAUUAUUUUAAUUGUAAUGUUUAUUAUAUAACUUGUCAUGCUGCCCAUCAUUUUAUACUUUUAUGAAGGACUCUUGUUUAACUUGUCAUGCAUUGCCAAAAACUGUAUUGUUUUGUAAUAAAGUGCUGUUAAAACCACUAUAUUUUUAUUAAAAGAGUUUAUAAUGCA